CGUCACGGAUACGAAGCAGCGAAGAAGAGCGUGAUGGCGUGUCGUUUGCCGACGCCAGGCGGCGCUGUCGUAAUCGCCGGGCGCUUUUGGCACCAGUGUGUUAUUGACUGGCGGCAGACAUGGCGGAGUCGCAGGAGGGGAAGUCUACAUGUACGUUUUUGUUUAAGAAGUCAACCAAGAAGUUUUCCGCUCGCAAGAGGAAAGCAAGUGACAGUGAUAAAGGCAGCAACAGCGAUGAGGAGGGGAACAGGGUCGUUAGACGGGAGAAAAAGCCCAGCGUCUCCAACCCCAUGAUACAGAAGACAAAGCGGACAGAGAGGGAGGCGGUGAGCUCCAGUGAGAGUGAGGAAGAUAAGGAGGCGAAGGUUAUGGUGGCGUACAAGUCCACCCGAUCGGCUAAACCCGAGGGCCCGGAGGACAUGGGUGCCACAGCUGUGUAUGAGCUUGACACAGAGAGGGACAAAGAUGCUCAGGCCAUUUUUGAGCGGAGUCAGAAGAUCCAAGAGGAACUUUCAGGAAAAGAGGAUGAUAAAAUCUACAGAGGUAUGAACAACUACCAUAAGUACAUCAAACCCAAGGAUUCCACCAUGGGAAACGCAUCCUCUGGUAUGGUCAGAAAGGGUCCCAUCCGUGCUCCGGAGCAUUUAAGAGCGACUGUACGCUGGGAUUACCAGCCAGAUAUCUGCAAGGACUACAAGGAGACUGGCUUCUGUGGUUUCGGGGACAGCUGCAAAUUCCUACACGACCGCUCCGACUACAAGCACGGCUGGCAGAUCGAAAGGGAGCUGGACGAAGGGCGAUACGGCGCCAACGAUGAAGAGAAUUACGAAGUGAGCAGCGACGAAGAGGAUUUGCCCUUCAAGUGCUUCAUCUGCCGGGAAUCCUUCAAGAACCCCAUCAUCACCAAAUGUCGUCAUUACUUCUGCGAAGCCUGUGCCCUCCAGCACUACCGCAAGUCCAAGCGCUGCUACGUCUGCAACGUGCAAACCAAUGGUGUCUUCAACCCAGCCAAAGAGCUGAUGGCCAAAAUGCAGAAGCAUGAAGCCAAGAUGGACCAGCCACCAUCUGACGAGGAAGAUUAGCAAAUCCUGCUUUGUGCUUUUACUGCCCCCCGCCCCCUGCUGUAGACAUGUUGUACAGUAUCCUGCUUUUAUAAAUAAAGGCCUUUUUUAAAA
This is a messenger RNA of Paramormyrops kingsleyae, 1175 nucleotides long. RefSeq names its product ring finger protein 113A (gene rnf113a). Gene Ontology annotation, cellular component: U2-type spliceosomal complex. The record is from RefSeq and is a predicted model, not a curated record. NCBI's taxonomy places the organism in Eukaryota, Metazoa, Chordata, Actinopteri, Osteoglossiformes, Mormyridae. Gene Ontology annotation, biological process: snoRNA splicing. Gene Ontology annotation, molecular function: metal ion binding.